UUGUUUUUAUCUGGGUUGACCCUUGAAGAGAUCUGCGUUCCUUUUUCGUCGUAUCAUGUUCAUUUUUACAAGAAAAGAUUAGAAACUAAUUCAGAAUUGUCUAAAAAAACAAAAUCGGUGAGGGCAAAAAAACGCUCGCCUACUUCUCUCUUCUCGUUCACCCUCUACCUCGUCCUCUCUUUCACACUCUCAAGCACAGUUUCAACCUCCGAAGAUUCGAUCUCUACUGGUGUGAACCUUCCAUCAGAUUCUGCAACUAGGUUUCGCAGUUGAAUAUGGUGAGAGAUGAAGCUUAAAUUGAUAAAAUGGGUUGUGUAUUUGGCCGAGAGGCAUCGUCUGGGACAACUGCAACAACAGCAACAACUGAAUCUAAAGUAGCAAAGAGCUCCAAAACUAACGCAGCAGGAGAAACUGUGAAAGUUAGUAAAAGCAAUGGUGCUAUUGUGGAUGUAGAGAAGAAGAGUGAGGAGAUUCAAAAGGAAGAAAACACUGAGAAAGAGUGGAAAUUGAAAGGAGAUCGGAGAAGGUCAAAGCCUAAUCCACGGUUAAGUAAUCCGUCAAAGCAUUGGCGUGGUGAACAGGUCGCUGCGGGUUGGCCUUCUUGGCUUUCAGAUGCUUGUGGUGAAGCCCUUAAUGGUUGGAUUCCAAGAAAAGCCGACACUUUUGAGAAAAUCGAUAAGAUUGGACAAGGGACAUACAGUAAUGUAUACAAAGCCAAGGAUAUGUUGACCGGAAAAAUCGUAGCUCUUAAAAAGGUUCGUUUCGACAACUUGGAGCCAGAAAGUGUGAAGUUUAUGGCUAGAGAGAUUCUCGUAUUGCGGAGACUCGAUCAUCCUAACGUUGUGAAGCUGGAAGGUUUAGUUACAUCGAGGAUGUCUUGUAGCUUAUACCUUGUAUUUCAAUACAUGGAUCAUGAUUUGGCUGGUCUUGCUUCAAGCCCUGUUGUUAAGUUCUCAGAACCAGAGGUUAAAUGUUUGAUGCGUCAAUUGCUAUCUGGUAUGGAGCAUUGUCAUAGUCGUGGCGUGCUUCAUCGCGACAUCAAAGGCUCCAAUCUUCUUAUUGAUGAUGGUGGAGUACUCAAAAUCGCUGAUUUUGGACUGGCAACGAUUUUUGAUCCUAAUCACAAGCGGCCGAUGACAAGCAGAGUGGUUACAUUAUGGUAUCGAGCUCCAGAGCUUCUUCUUGGAGCUACUGAUUAUGGUGUUGGCAUUGAUCUUUGGAGCGCAGGCUGUAUCUUAGCUGAGCUAUUAGCGGCAAGACCUAUUAUGCCUGGUCGAACGGAGGUGGAGCAGCUCCAUAAGAUUUAUAAGCUUUGUGGUUCACCAUCGGAAGAUUACUGGAAAAAAGGAAAAUUCACACACGGAGCAAUAUACAAACCUCGCGAACCGUACAAAAGAUGUAUCAAAGAGACAUUUAAAGACUUUCCAUCAUCUUCUCUUCCGCUUAUUGAUGCCCUUCUCUCAAUCGAACCAGAAGAUCGCAAAACUGCAACUGCUGCUUUAAACAGUGAAUUCUUUACAAGCGAACCGUUUGCUUGUGAACCUGCUGAUCUGCCAAAGUAUCCUCCAAGUAAAGAAAUUGAUGCAAAGCGACGAGAUGAAGAAACUCGGAGAACGCAGGCACAAACACCUUUUCUUCUUUGCAGACAAAGAGCUGCUAAUAAAAACCAAGGGGAUGGUGCAAGGAAAACCCGGCACAGAGAUCGUUCGAAUCGAGCACUUCCAGCCCCAGAAGCUAAUGCAGAACUUCAGACAAAUCUUGAUAGGAGGAGAUUAAUCACACACGCAAACGCAAAGAGCAAGAGCGAGAAGUUUCCACCGCCACACCAAGAUGGUGGAGCAAUGGGACUACCAUUAGGAGCCUCACAGCACAUAGACCCAACAUUCGUCCCACCAGACAUGGUUUCAUCAUUCACUUCCACAUCCUUCAAUUUCUCAAAAGAUGAACCACCAACACAAGUCCAGACCUGGUCAGGUCCAUUGGGUCAUCCCAUUACCGGCAUUUCCAGAAGGAAGAAAGAUAGUACCAAAAGCAACAAAGGGAAGAGAGCAAUGGUGGCUUGAAAAUUGAAAAAUUAUUGCAAUAUGCUCUUUCUUCAAUGUAUAACAACAAUGUAAGUGCUUUAACUUUGUUAUUCUUUGUGGCUUCUUGAAGAGAAAGUGUUUUAUUCUUUUCGAAUUUGCGUAGAACAGUCAUGUGUUUAUAAUUAUAACUUUAUAUAUAAUAAUUAUAUAUACACUACCUUUUUGUUGCUAUCA
Thlaspi arvense is the source of this 2258-nucleotide messenger RNA. Lineage: Eukaryota; Viridiplantae; Streptophyta; Magnoliopsida; Brassicales; Brassicaceae. The record is from the annotation of a GenBank genome assembly.